AUGAGAAUUAUAUUUUCAGUGGCCUUGAUGUGCAGCUGCCUAGCAGGAAUGGUGAGCUGGGUGCUGUGUGCCAUGUGGCCAAUGCGGUGCACACAUCUAGCAACUGCGCCGCAAGUUAAUGCUGAGCCGUCACGUCAACACGAGGAUUGGCGACAGUCUGCGGCGGCUGACGGACCCAACACCGUCGAUCCGAGUCCCGCAUCCAACACGGCGACCAACGCGUCCGAGACGAGGCCUGAGUUUGCCACCAAUCCGAGCGAAAUGAUGGUCCCGAAUACGUCCAAGAAGAGGCUUUCCUUUGCCAACGGUCCGAGAAUAUUAGUGGCGCUGAAUGCAUCGGAGAUCAUGUCUGUCACUUAUGGCGGCAGGGGACACGUUGCUGCGGAUAACACGGACGAGGUGAGUGAGCGCAACGCCACUGGAUACAAAUCUCUCGUUUUAGAAAAUGGCGUUGCAGGCAGUGGAUUUGUUGCUGAGGGUGAUGCGGACGGAUUGACUCAACGCAAUGCCUCUGGACACGAAAACCCCAAUUACGAGAAUUCACCGCGCAGUAUUCCGUUAACGGUGUGA
This is a messenger RNA of Trypanosoma cruzi, 570 nucleotides long. RefSeq lists its product as uncharacterized. The transcript has a single exon. The record is from RefSeq and is a predicted model, not a curated record. The coding region runs from base 1 to 570 and encodes 189 amino acids. NCBI's taxonomy places the organism in Eukaryota, Euglenozoa, Kinetoplastea, Trypanosomatida, Trypanosomatidae.